This is a messenger RNA of Oreochromis niloticus (Nile tilapia), 1097 nucleotides long. RefSeq names its product S100 calcium binding protein S (gene s100s). The record is from RefSeq and is a predicted model, not a curated record. The transcript has 3 exons. The coding region runs from base 552 to 1067 and encodes 171 amino acids. Gene Ontology annotation, molecular function: calcium-dependent protein binding; calcium ion binding. Gene Ontology annotation, cellular component: cytoplasm. Lineage: Eukaryota; Metazoa; Chordata; Actinopteri; Cichliformes; Cichlidae.
CUCGUCUUUUGUCUGUGCUGCCUGCAGCUCUGACCUCUCUGGUACAAUGCUCUGCAGCAUGACGAGAAGCAAUAACCGGUGACUGACAUUAACAUCCCUGUCUCCUUUUGUCAGAGAUGAUAAUUAAUAAAUCAUGCACAGGGGAGCAUGGCAGACUGAUUGUGCCCUUUGGUGUUACGUGUGGUAAGGAUUAGCAUCAACACAGCUCUGCACACUGUUUUCCAGUUAAUAGGUCCCUGAACUUUAAACUUUGGGCCAAAAGCUGAAUGCAUCUUAGCAAGCAUGGAAUUGAAGUCCCUCAUCUGUAUGCACUAGUUAGUGUAUAUGCUGGCACCUCAGGUUACUUGCCCCCUUAGUUUCUAAAUGUCGUUACCAGGCAAGUGUUGUGUUUCACUUGUGGUUUCCAUUUGAAUGAUAAGACUUGUUACAGGAUCAGCAAAUAGGGAGAUGUGGUUUACAUCGAAACCACUCAUUGCUGAUGCCGUGGAGUUAAUUGGUACAUGCAUUACCAAUUCAGCUUACAACACCGAUAACCCAAGGAUCAAAGAACAAUGAACAAUGAAGAGUGUGCUUUUUUUGUUGUUGUUGUUUUAUUUGGGGGGGGGGUUGUGUUUUUGGAAAACCCAUCACACUCAUGCUUCAUUGACAGUGACUUAUCUGUGUCUGUGUGUGCACAGUCUCUCCACGAGUCCAGCACAAGAAGCUCCACGAUGCCGGACACAAUCAUGUCCAAGGAGCCCAGUUCCAACCUGGAGAGUGCCAUGCAGAUGCUCAUAAAGACCUUCCACAAGUAUUCAGGGAAGGAAGGCGACAAGUACACUCUGAGCCGGGGCGAACUGAAGGAGCUGCUACUAGAGGAGCUGGGGAGUUACUUAGGGAGCUCCAAAGAUAAUGAAGCAGUUGAGAAGGUGAUGAACGACUUGGACGCCAACAACGACGGGGAGGUGGACUUCACCGAGUUCAUCAUUCUGAUGGGCGCCCUCACAGUCGCCUGCAACGACUUCUUCCUGGAGUACAAAACAGACGACAAACCCAAAGAUGGCGAGUCAGCGCAGAAGAAAGAUUGAAUCACUGCAAAAGAAGGAGGGGGGGAGGAG